Messenger RNA from Podarcis raffonei (Aeolian wall lizard), 4942 nucleotides. RefSeq names its product 5'-nucleotidase, cytosolic IA (gene NT5C1A). The record is from RefSeq and is a predicted model, not a curated record. Gene Ontology annotation, molecular function: nucleotide binding; magnesium ion binding; 5'-nucleotidase activity. Gene Ontology annotation, cellular component: cytoplasm; cytosol. Bases 2072 to 3070 code for a protein of 332 amino acids. The transcript is spliced from 6 exons. NCBI's taxonomy places the organism in Eukaryota, Metazoa, Chordata, Lepidosauria, Squamata, Lacertidae. Gene Ontology annotation, biological process: adenosine metabolic process; nucleotide metabolic process.
CAAACAUUUCUGGUAUGUUCUUGCAUCCCUCCUGCAAUUAACAGUCUGGAUGUGACCUCCACAAUCCCUAUACACCUGACACAAGGUUUUCUGGCUGGAGGCCUUUUCCACCCCCACUUCCAUUCCUUUGUUUUUUACUCCCAGGGGCAAAUUUCUCACUUGACUAUCUCUGCACUCUAUAUUCCUGGAGGCUCCUGGAGUUAAUAGGAUUAAUAGAGCACCAUUUCUCUGAUCUAGCACUUCCAUUCUGGCUGCCUGGCAGCUUUCAGCUGUGAAAUAGCUUGCAUUCCUUGAUGGUAACUCUGCCUCCUUGUCUCCUAGUACAAUGCAAUGGUGUUCUGAUCUGUUUUGGGAUGCCAGGCUCUGAUCAGAAACCCAGCAAAUGCAAUGAAAUCGCUCCCUUCUCUGUUCCAUUAAUCUUUCUACUAAACUUAAUCCUCCACCCCAGUCUAGAGAGUGAGGAAGAGGAUGGUCUGGAAGGGAGCUGACCUCAUUUUUCUCUCCACCCCAAUUUCAAUCUGCCAGGUUCUGUUUGCAUUUAUGCAACCAGCCCCUUCCCUCUCCUCCCUGCCAGCCAGGGGCUGCUUUCUAGAUCCUGACAUCUCAUUGGCGUUUCCCUGACCUUGUGCAACCUUGGCUGUUGCUAGGAUAAAUGGGGCUUGCUCGGAAGUAUUGCCAUCUCCUGCAUCCUUGCAAGAGCUGAAGGUUGCUGAAGGUCACACGUGCACUGGGUCACAGGUCCUGAGGUUUGUCUGCCGUAAUAAGAGGGAGCCUGACAAAGAGAGAUUAAUGCAGGAAUAAGAUUUGCAUGGUUUUCUUAACUAGUGAAAUGCCUGUUAUUACAAAAGGCAAAAUGGGAAUGUGGAUGGAGAGCCUGUACGUUACUGUUGAUAUAGAAAAAUAGGGGUGGUUGGCUUUUGCUGCCUAACUCCUCAAGGGACCAAGGCCCCUAAUUCUGUGAUUGGUCAGAGAUGAAUGGAUGGAGGCAGGAUGCAGUGAAAGCAAGCCAGAUCUUUAUGUUUCUGUUGCAACAGAGUUCCCUCCAUUCGCAACGAGGCAAGAGAGACCCAGAAUCAGAAAGAAACAUCUCUUUUAAGGGUUUGCAUUUUGGCAUGGAGAAGGAGGACAUCCCCUCUACAAACAAUCAGAAAUUACAUUGAUUGUUAUUUCCAUGAGAACUAGUGUUUUGAGAGAGGGAGCAAAACUUUGUUUCUAUCUACUUUUUCCAUGCCAUGUCAAAUUUUAUAAACUUUUGUCGUGUCACUUUUAUAAGGUCAAGGCUCAAAAACAGGACCUCAAAGGCAAUUGGUGCCCCGGUGGUGGGGUCAUCCCAGCAACAGACACAAAGCAAGAUCAGUUAUUUUUCAGCUCUGCCAACUAACAGGCUCAUUUGCCAGCCAGAGACAACUAAACCAAAUUAUAAUUAUUUUUUGAAAGAGCUCUCAAGGCAGCCUCAAACAAAAAUAAAACAGACAAAACCAAGAAAAUCAAAUAAUUAAAAGGGGAAAAAACCAGAGGGCUAAAAACUAGAGCAACGCUAAAACCAUCUGUAAUAGCAAGGAGAGGUCAGGGGAGUUAUGCCUAUGGCAGGAAUAAGAAACAGGAUUUGGUGGGUAGGCUGGAUACUAACCUGUCCCAGCACCCAAGGUCAUUUUGACAGGUGGGCAGGGCUGUGAGGCACUCCAGAAAAGGGCACUGCAGCAGGAAGCCAUUAUUAUUUUUUAUUAUUUAAUUUUAUUCCUUGAAUUUGUAUCCCACCCUUUCUUUCCAAGGAGCUAGGGGCAGCAAGCUGAUACACAGUUUGAAAACAAAGCAACCCCCCCCAAACAGUUAUGGCAUUAAAAACAACAACAGCAAUUACAACUAAAAACAUUUAUUUCCUGGCACUGGGAAUACUCUGUGGUACAAAUUGUCAACUUGGGGGCAAAAUCUGGGAUUUUGAGAAACUGCUAUGCGUGUCAGUAACAAGAUGGCUGCCGUGGGGGUGCAGCAUAACACAAAAUGGCUGCCACAUCCAAGAGAACAGAGAAGGGGACUGGGGGAAACGGUGUCAGCGUAGUCCGUCCGGUGGAUGUUGAAUCCUGGCAUCCAAGAAAAUCCCAAGCCGCAAAAUGCCAUCACGAUUGCUGUGUCAUCGCGAGCCCUCUUCCGUAUGGAAGAAGAGCAGAAGAUUUACAAUGAGCAGGGUGUGGAGGCCUACGUGAAAUUCCAGCUGGAUCACGAGAAUGAGCCCUUUCUGCCUGGAGCAGCCUUCCCCUUCGUCAAGGCACUGGAAGCUGUUAACAUGCAGCUGCGGGUGCUCUACCCAGAGAGCGAAGAGCUCUUCGACAUCGUCCUCAUGACUAACAACCACGCUCAGGUGGGAGUCCGCUUGAUCAACAGCAUCAACCAUUACAACCUGUUCAUCGAGAGGUUUUGCAUGACAGGUGGGAACAGCCCCAUUUGCUACCUGAAGGCCUACCACACCAACCUGUACCUGUCAUCUGACUGUGAGAAAGUGAGUGAAGCCAUAGAAGAGGGAAUUGCUGCAGCCACCAUCUUCAGCCCCAACAGGGACGUGCAGGUUUCAGAGAACCAGCUGCGUGUAGCCUUCGACGGAGACGCCGUGCUGUUUUCAGACGAGUCUGAGCAGAUUGUGAAGGCUCAUGGCCUUGACAAGUUCUUUGAGCAUGAGAAGACUUAUGAGAACAAGCCUCUGGCUCAGGGGCCGCUGAAAGGUUUCUUGGAAGCUCUUGGGAAGCUCCAGAAGAAGUUCUACUCCAAGGGGCUGCGCCUGGAGUGCCCCAUCCGCACGUACCUCGUCACGGCACGCAGUGCGGCCAGUUCUGGAGCCCGUGCCCUAAAGACUCUCCGGAGCUGGGGGCUGGAAACAGAUGAAGCCCUUUUCCUAGCCGGCGCCCCCAAGGGACCCUUGCUGGAGAAGAUUCGCCCACACAUCUUCUUUGAUGACCAAAUGUUCCAUGUGGAAGGGGCAAAGGAGAUGGGUACCAUCGCAGCCCACGUCCCUUAUGGGGUGGCUCAGAAAUCCAGGCGCUUGGCACAGGGGAAACAAAAUGAGAAUAGCAAGUAGCAGAAAAGAGCGGGACUGGGCUAGGCCAGCCUUUGAUACACGGAGAGCAACAUCUCUAUGGAGAGAUGAAAAGUUUAGAACACCUUCCAUGAGGACUAGAACCAAAAGGGUUGGGAUGGCAGGUGUCUUGUUUGGGGUAGGUUGUUUGGGAGAAGGCUUCCUUACACCUACCUGUACACAUUGCACUUUACAGAAAUGCUCUUCCCUCUGCCUCACCAUAACCUUGCGUGCCCAUCACACCAUUGCUGUCAGUAUCUGCUGGUAGACUUUUGCUUCUGCCCUGCCAUCCACUCACAAUGCUUCAAGGUUGAUUGUCACCUUUUGCUCUUGAAUAUUCAUGAUAUGUACUGUUUUCUCUUGCGGGCUGCUGCAAGGGGGCUGUGUUUUAUUACACGCUUCAACAGUUGCAUUGUGCAGAAUUUGCUAAUGGUGCCAAUUUAAGCGUUGUGAAAUUCCCAGCUUUCAACACUAGUUUUGAAAGAAAAUGAAGAAGAAGCAAUUUCUAGCUCUUAUGUUUGCAAGGAUGAACGCAAAGCAUGUGUGCAGUUCCUUGAUGGAAUUUAUCUGGAACCAGAAGCCUCGGAGAGCAGGCAUUGGUUGGGUGGUGAGGCUGGGCAUGGGGUGACCUCCUGAGACUACCACUAACAAUGUGCCCAACCCACAUUGAGCACCCCAAAAACAGUCAAAGGCAGUGAUGACCAGUGGAGCCCAUCACAAAUGGACUGUCCAAGGGCCCCUCAAAGAGAUUGACUGAGAAGGAGGCCUGCCAACAGAAAAAAAUGCUCCAUACAACUCUUUCCAGGAAGAACUCUUAUGAGGAAGGGCCACAGCUCAGUGUUUAGAGCAUCCACCUUACAUGUGGAGGGUCCCGGGUUCAAUCCCUGGCAUCUGAGAGACCUCUGCCUGAAAUCCUGGAGAGCUGCUGCCAGUCAGAGUAGACAGUACUGGACUAGAUGGUCCAAUGGUCUGACUCAGUAUAAGGCAACUUCCUAUGUUUCCCCCAUCUCUCAUGGCCAACAGAAACUAAAUAAUUAUGCAAAACACACAUGUGAAUGCAAGUUUGCGUCAUUCGUGCCAUUUUGCUCAUCAAAUGUGGCUUUUGUGAAUGCCCCAUGCGUGCCCCAACCUAAAAUCUGCAUCUGCUUCACCUCUAGCCGGCUUAUGCACACUUACAUUUUGCCUUGCUCUUUCCAGACAGAGGCCUGUGCUUUAAUGCUCCAUGUCUGAGCAAUCCCCACCCCACCCCAAGCAAAAAGGAGAGAGAGCAAGCACAGGAUGAUCUGUGUUUUCUUUUUAUUUCUCAGUGCUUUGAGAAAAGACAGUAAAUGAAAGCUGUGUUCCUGAGUCAGUGUGCUGCAGUUGAUGGUGCUGGAACAUGGACUAUAACAACGUAGGUCCAGAUCCCCACUGAGCCCUGAUGGCCACUGUUAGAGACUGAAAAAUCAGUCUUGCUCAGCCUAACUUCACACCCCUAUGCCCAUACACCAUCCUUAGAGGAAAAGCAGGCUACAAAUGUGAUAAAUACACAAUCUGGAACCUUCCCAUUCCAAGUGUGUCUGGGAGCUUUCCACCACUUACCCCCUGUUUUUUUUCAGCAGGACUCCAGAGGUCUGUUGAAUAAUGUGGUAUCUUCCAUUUUUAACCAGUGUUGCAUUUUCCCUGCUGUGCUCAUGGGCUGUACUGUUAACACGGGGUAAUAUCUGGGGAGCCAUUCCCUGCUUGACUGCCCAUUUGCCACAGUGGAAGCAGGCGGAGGCUGCGAAAGGUCGUGCUUCUGUGUCUGCAGGCGGCUUUGCUUAGGAAUGAAACAAUGCAAUCAAUGCCUGUCUGUCCUUCUGGGUGUGUUAUCUGUAAUAAAUUCUGUCUAUGUUA